ACCCUAACCAACUAGUUGAGUAGCCCAGCUGUAUUAUAUACUACAGUAGUGAAGCCCAACCUGCGGCUCUCCAGUUGUUGAAAAACUACAACUCCAAGCAUGCACUGGCAGCCGAAGGUCAUGCUGGGAGUUGUAGUUUUGUGACGGCUGCAAGGCUGUUGCAGUCCACGGGCCACCAUCCACCACUAUAAGUGCCGUCCCUCUGUGUACAGGACUGUGCCGCGCUCAGGGGUGUAGUGACCGUCACCACAGAGGGCGGGACGUUCCUCCCAGCACCGACAUCUGCAGGACGAGGCUGUAGUGUAAAAGGUUACAGAGCUAGAACUUCUGCCCAUAGAGCCGUGCUGACACCUGUGGGCUCCACCCGCCAUGGACUCGGCCACCGCAGGACAGAAGGCAGUCAUUGAUCCCAAAUACAUAACAGAAGAACUGCAAAGAAUUUUCACUGAAGACGGGGAUUCAGAUAAUGAUGUUUUUGAAGGAUUCCCACAGCAAGAGACAGAUGAUCAGGAUGUGAGUGAUCAUAGAGGAGUGCUGUCAGACAUUGGGGAGCAUUCUUUACCACCCAAAAAGAGAAAGUUUGGGCUACGUGUCGCUCUGCAGUUUCCAAGCAAGAAGCCUGCAAAUAAGGAUAAGGAGCCUUCCAGUCCUCUUAAGGUGAAACCUGUCCGAAACAACAGAAAGAAAGUAAAUACCGUAUUGGCUGGAAACAAAAUGGAUGUCGAAUCUGAUGGAGAAAAUGUAUCUAACCAGGAAAACUCAAGUGCGCUUGCCAAAAGAGCAAUGAAUAUUAAGGAAAAUAAGGCAGUGCUGGCUCAACUUCUUUCAGAGCUGAACGCCAUGCCAGAACUGUUCCCAGUAAGAAACACAACUCCUUCUAAGCAGAAAAAGACAAGCCGGCGAUCGUUUUCUGAAACUCCAGGUGAAAGACGCACUAACCCAACACGCAGUGCACGACCAAAAGAGAAUUUUGCAAUCGAGGACUUUACUGCUUCUGCUUUGCAGUUUGCUGAGCAUCUCCAGAAGUAUGGUAAAAAGGCGUUCAGGCGCACCUUGAGUGAUGAAGAACGUGAAGAAAUUCGGAAAAGGAGGGAGUCGUCAAAAAACAACUUUCGUUCUGUUGAAGACAUUACAGAAGAAGAGUUGGACAAUGUCGCAGACACUGUUAAAGACAAAACUUAUGACAAAAUCAUGGGAAGCACUUGUCACCAAUGUCGUCAAAAAACAACGGACACCAAAACUUUUUGUCGCAAUCCUGGUUGUAGUGGCGUCAGAGGACAGUUUUGUGGGCCAUGUUUAAGAAAUCGCUAUGGGGAAGAUGUCCGUGAGGCACUCUUAGACCCUGAUUGGAUUUGUCCCCCUUGUCGUGGCAUCUGUAACUGCAGCUAUUGUCGUAAGAGAGAUGGUCGCUGUGCCACUGGGAUGCUUAUUCACUUGGCAAAGUUUGCUGGUUAUGACAAUGUCAAAGAGUAUCUUGAAAGCUUACAGAAACGAAUAGUGGACGAUGAUGACGACUGAAUCUGCCCCUUCAAAGAAAGAGCUUAAAAUUUAGUUUCUUUUAUAAACUGCAAUGGAAUGUAUUGUGCAGGCUGGCCGUACAAGAAUGCAUAUUGUGGCUUUUGGGCUGGGUUUACAGGACUAGGCUGAAUUGGUUAUACAGCUGACCGCAGCUCAAAGCACUUUGAUAAAAAAAAAAAUGUUUUUUUUAAUUCUUUUAGAUUUUUUUGACAUGUCAGACAAUUUGUUCAGUGAUGACCCAGGUGCUAAAACCUCCCCAAUCGGCUGACUCUUCUCAGAGCACAUCAUUAAAUUUACAGGUUCAUAGAAAGCCUAUAAGAUUUUCUAAGAAUUCAUAUGCGAGCUCUUGCAUCUUAACGCCUUAAAGGGGUACUCCCGUGGAAAACUUGUAUAAUAAAGAGAAAUCCAAAAAAGAAAUGCAUUUCAUAUUUUCUGACUAUACAUGUCGAACAUUCUCGACUGUUUUCCAAGGUCUCACUUUGAUCUCACCUGAUGGUUUGCUUUAUAAUCCCCAAAACCAACUACUUUCAAUGGUGAUGAUAUCACUCAAUUUAUGUAAUUUACAAUUGGCUUAUUUUUGCCUUUCAUUACUGUUCUUAAUUCAGAAUAAUCUUUUCCAUGCCGCUUGACUUAUUUAUAAACCUGAGACCUCCUUUUUUACUGAGAUUUGAUGGUUGGACACGUGAUGAUGAGGCCCCCCUGUGGUCUUCUACUCAAUACCUCUUAUUCUUUCCCCUCAAUACUCUUCCUUCUCCUUUUUUAUUUAUUGUCCUUAUUUUUUACUGUUCUUUUCCUGUUAUGAUUUUUGUAUAACUGUUUCCCUUUGUUAUGGAAAUUUUCAAAAUUGUGAAAAUAAACAAUUAUAAAAAAAAAAAAAAAAAAAAGAAAUGCAUUUCCUCUGAUGUCGUAACCACAGUGCUCUCUGCUGACUUCUGCUGUCCAUUUUAGGAACUGUCCAGAGUAGCAUAUGUUUGCUAUAGUAAUUUAUUCCUGCUAUGGACAGCAGAGGUAAGCAGAGAGCACUAUGGUCAUGACAUCAGAGGAAAUGCAUUUCUUCUUUGGAUUUCUCUUUAGUAUACAGCCGCUAAAAAGUACUGGAAGGAUUAAUAUUUUUUUUAAUAGAAGUGAUUUACAAAUCUGUUAAACUUUCUGGCACCAGUUGAUUAGAAAAAAUGUUUUCCACGGGAGUACCCCUUUAAGGACCGCGCGUUUUUGUUUUUGCACUUUUGUUUUUUCCUCCUUUUUAACUUUUUAAAAAAUCAUAACCCUUUCAAUUCUGCACCUAAAAAUCCAUAUGAUAAAACAAAAAUAUCCCUGGAGGUUUCAGGGCAAACUGAUAGGGGGCAACCCCUUAAAGGUUGUUAUAUAUCGGGGAAAACCCUUUACUAGAACCCCCCCCCCCUUUUUUUUUAAUAUAACCUUUUAUUGGUAUUUUAAAAUUAUACCCCACACAAACGUUUAAAAUUACAGCGGGUUUGAUAUGUUACUAAUUUCUUUAUAACUAAUAUCUGUUAUACACUUAUGAGGGUCCAAAUAUACGCUUAUGUAAUCGUGUGCUUCUUGUCCAACACACGUCAGCUAUUGGUACCCAGUCCCUAUACUUUCAUUAUCCUCCGCUGAUUUAAAACCAAGCAACUACUAGCCUCCCCGACGUUUCGCUGAACGGAUCAGCUUUGUCAAGGGUAGCCUCGGUCCCGAACAGCUGUAGACUGUAGGAGGGUCCCCUACCGUCCUCCUCGCUGUCCGAAUGACUGCUCAGUGCCUGUGAUUCAGGCAUGAGCAGUCAAGCGGCAAAAGCGUUGAUCAAUGCUUUCCUAUGAGAAACCACUGAUCAAUGUAAAAGAACAGUGUGUGCAGUGUUAUAGCCCCAUAUGGGAGCUAUAACAUUGCAAAAAAAAAAAAUUGGAUAAAGAUAAUUUAACCCCUUCCCUAAUAAAGUUUUAGUGACCCCCCCCCCCCUUUUCCCAUAAAAAAAACCUGUAAAUAAACAUGUGGUAUUUCCGCUUUAUAAAAAAUAUAUUAAUUAAACCGCACGGUCAAUGGCGUACGCGCAAAAUAAUUACAAAGUCCGAAAUAGCGUAUUUUUGGUCACUUUUUAUAUCAUGAAAAAAUGAAUAAACAGCGAUCAAUAAGUCCUAUCAAUGCAAAAAUCUUACCGAUAAAAACUUCAGAUCACGGCGCAAAAAAUGAGUCCUCAUGCCGGCCCGUACGUGGAAAAAUAAAGUUAUAGGGGUGACAAUUUUAAACUUAUAAAUAUUCCUGCAUGUAGAUUUUUUUUUUUCCAGAAGUAUGACAAAAUCAAACCUACAUCAGUAGGGUAUCAUUUUUAAUCUUUUAGACCUACAGAAUAAAGUGUCAUUUUUACCGAAGCCCCCAAAAGUUAAAAAAUGGCGAUUUUUCUUCAAUUUUGUCACACAAGGAUUUUUUUUUUCCGUUUCAC
Hyla sarda is the source of this 3958-nucleotide messenger RNA. It is a transcript of the gene CDCA7L, whose product is annotated as cell division cycle associated 7 like. The transcript has 9 exons. The record is from RefSeq and is a predicted model, not a curated record. NCBI's taxonomy places the organism in Eukaryota, Metazoa, Chordata, Amphibia, Anura, Hylidae. The coding region runs from base 370 to 1518 and encodes 382 amino acids. Gene Ontology annotation, biological process: regulation of DNA-templated transcription. Gene Ontology annotation, cellular component: nucleus.